Messenger RNA from Parasteatoda tepidariorum (common house spider), 1340 nucleotides. Its product is annotated as cystathionine gamma-lyase. The record is from RefSeq and is a predicted model, not a curated record. Lineage: Eukaryota; Metazoa; Arthropoda; Arachnida; Araneae; Theridiidae. Gene Ontology annotation, cellular component: cytoplasm. Gene Ontology annotation, molecular function: cystathionine gamma-lyase activity; pyridoxal phosphate binding. Gene Ontology annotation, biological process: transsulfuration.
UUGGAAACCUUCCAACGACAUUGUCUCAAAAUCAUAUAGAUUACUCGUGCUUUCUUGUCAAAUUUUUCAAAAAAUUAUUGUUGUUUAUUAUUGUUUUAAGAGACAUUGUGGAUAUUUAGCACAUUGUGGAUAUUUAUUAUCUGAAAUAACGGACAUCAUGCUUGAAUUUGACACUCGUGCUGUUCACGGAGGUGAAAAAAUAAAGGAAGUCAAACCAUCAAUUGAAUUACACACCCACUAUGAUGAGAUUUCGGCCAUUAGUAAUCCUUCCAAACAAAGGUUGGAAAAAUGCAUAGCGUCAUUGGAACAUGCAAAAUACGCGUUAUGCUUCUCGUCUGGGAUAGCUGCUGUUACUUCCAUAUCACAAUUGUUGGAAAUUGGUGACCAUGUAGUUUUAUUUGAUUCAGUGUAUCACGGUACAAGAACUAUGCUAAGCAUUCGAGAAUCACUUGGAGAAAUUGAUGUGACAUUUGCGGAUCUUCGGGAAGCAGAUGAUCUUAAGAAGUACUUACGAAAAAACACCAAGAUGGUAUGGAUUGAAACACCAUGCAAUCCAACAAUGAAACUAGUGGAUAUAGCUGCUGUUGCUCACAUAGUAAAAACUCAAUCUAAAGCAUUUCUGGUAGUGGACAAUACAUUUAUGUCCCCCUAUUGUCAGAAUCCACUCCUACUGGGAGCCGAUAUUGCUAUGCAUUCUUUAACAAAAUACAUGAAUGGUCAUGGAGAUGUAUUAAUGGGCGCUGCAGCUACAGGCAGUGAAGAAUAUUAUGCAAAACUCAAGGAAUCAGCAGAGCUUAUAGGAUCCUUGCCUUCUCCUUUGGAUUGUUAUCUGGUGUUGAGAGGGCUUAAAACAUUACAUUUGAGAAUGGAACGUCACAUGGAAAAUGCUUCUCAAAUUGCAUAUUUCUUGGAACAACAUCCAAAUGUAGAGAAAGUGUUCUAUCCAGGUCUGAAAAGUCAUCCCCAGCAUGAACUUGCUCUGAAGCAAUGUAAAGGAUUUGGCGGAAUGGUGUCGUUUUGUGUGAAAGGAGGCAUUGAAAAGGCGAGGAAAGUGGCAGUCAAUAUCAAGAUAUUUAUACUUGCUGUCAGUUUAGGGUCAUCAGAGAGUCUGAUGGAUGUGUCAUCGUUGAUGACUGCUGGCUGCGUCACAAAGGAAAAAAGAGCCGAAAUGGGUAUUCCAGAAAACUUAAUAAGAUUGUCUGUUGGCUUGGAAUCAGUCAAAGACUUGAUCAAUGACCUCGAUCGAGCUUUGAGAGCAUAAAUAAAACUAUUUUGUAUUAAUUCAUCGAUGUUUGCUUUAUUCUUAUUCACCAUACAUGAAAUAAAUUUAUUAAAUGAUA